This is a messenger RNA of Radiomyces spectabilis, 561 nucleotides long. RefSeq names its product acyl-CoA N-acyltransferase. Bases 1 to 561 code for a protein of 186 amino acids. The transcript has 2 exons. Lineage: Eukaryota; Fungi; Mucoromycota; Mucoromycetes; Mucorales; Radiomycetaceae. The record is from RefSeq and is a predicted model, not a curated record. Gene Ontology annotation, molecular function: acyltransferase activity, transferring groups other than amino-acyl groups.
AUGGUAACGGCUACGCUACGACCGAUAUACGUGCGAGAAGUUGUGCUGGAUGAUCUCAAACAUAAUGCCACCGUGCAUCGAGUGGUCAAUGAUGCUUAUCGAUCUGAAGGUGGUUGGACAACGGAAAAGGAUAUGGUCAAGGGUGACCGAGCCAGCGUAGAAGACAUUGAAAAUGCUGUGCGAUGUAACGGAAAGCCCAACUUUUUGAUGUAUGCUUUUGAACGUAGUGAUCAUGGGGAAGAAUUGGUUGUGGGCACCAUUCAGAUUCAACCCUGCAAUGGAGGCACCGAAGCUGAAAUCGGCUUAUUCUCCGUCAGUCCUGCUCAUCAGUCUCGCGGUAUUGGAGGCAAACUUUUAUCGGCAGCCUUGCAGAAAAUGGAGCAACUUGGGUACGAAAAUGCGGUCAUUCAGGUGUUGGAGAAUCGUCAAGACAUUCUAGCAUGGUAUCAGAAGAUGGGAUUUGUGAAGACCGGUGAACGAAUGCCUUUUGUCUGGCCUGAAAAGCUCAAGAUACAAGGUUUACAUUUCCUUAUUCUGAAGAAGCCAAUGAUAACAGUUUAA